Molecule: messenger RNA, 2378 nt
Organism: Dama dama (fallow deer)
Lineage: Eukaryota; Metazoa; Chordata; Mammalia; Artiodactyla; Cervidae
Product: butyrophilin-like protein 1
Exons: 10
Coding region: 333-2021 (562 amino acids)
Biological process (GO): T cell receptor signaling pathway; regulation of cytokine production
Cellular component (GO): external side of plasma membrane
Molecular function (GO): signaling receptor binding
Source: RefSeq, a predicted model, not a curated record
GGGACUGCUUUAUCCAGGUUUCACUUUCCAAUAGUGAAGGAACCAGGGAAGGGCGGACUGAGCUGUCCGGGAUCGUUUCUGAGGGUCCCACGGUCUGGUCUCUGCAGACACCCCUGGGCUGGGCUCUGCUGCUUCUCCACUCUCCUGAGACCAUCUGCCCCCAGACAUGAGGAACUCAGACUUGGAUCUGCAUCAGGAUUGGGGCUCUGAGUGAUUAACUUUAGGUGCAAAUUCUGAGGGCAGAUUUGGGGUCUGCCAGGGUCCCUGAACCUUCUCAUGCUGCUGAGUUUAGAGACGCUUCUGAAGUCCUGGCCUUUCAGAGCAACUCUGAGAUGGAGGACUUCUUCCACUGCUCUGUGCUCUGCCACCUCACCUCCCUGCUCCUCUUCACGCAGCUGCCCACUGGGGGUUUCGCACAGGAGUUCAUCGUGAUCGCCCCUUCGGACCCCAUUGUGGCAGUGCUGGGUGGGGAAGUCCUGCUACCCUGUAGUGUAUCUCCACCCAUGAGUGCCGAAGACAUGGAGCUGAGAUGGUUCCGCUCCAAGUUUUCAGAAGCUGUGUUCAUCUAUCAAGACCGACUCGAGCAGAAAGAGGAGCAGAUGGCUGCUUACGCAGGGCGGACCUCGCUGGUGAGGGACCUCCUCAACCAGGGAAAAGCUGCUGUGCGUAUCCAGAAUGUCAAUAUUUCUGACAAUGGGCUUUACACCUGCUUCUUCAGAAAGGGAGGCUUCUAUGAAGAGGCCAAUUUGGAGCUGAAGGUGGCAGGUGUGGGCUCUGCCCCUCAGGUGCGCAUCACAGGGCCUGAGGAAGAUGGGGUCCGCGUGGUGUGCACAGCCUCAGGGUGGUUCCCGAAGCCCCAGGUGCAGUGGAGAGACCUCAGCGGAGAGAAGUUCCUGGCGUUCUCAGAGGCUCACACCCAGGAUGCUGAAGGGCUGUUCAGUGUGGAGGUGGCUCUGGUGGUGAGAGACAGCUCUGUGGGGAAUGUGACCUGCUCCAUCCUCAAUCCUGUCCUGGGCCAGGAGAAGGCCAUGGCCAUUUUCAUCCCAGAGCCCUUCUUCCCCCAGGCCUCUCCCUGGAAGGUGGCUUUCUCGGUGAGCCUGACUGUGCUAGUGAUCUUGCUCCUUGGGGCUGGAUGUUACACCAAGAGAGAACAUUCCUUGAAGGUGCAGGAGAUGCGAGAAAAGGAGACUCUGUGCCAGACUAGAGAGCAGGACCGUCAGACAAAGGAGGAAGUGCUGAAGGACGCAGCUAUACUUCAGGAAGAACUUAAGAGGAGGAAAUCUGCUUACCUGGCUGCCUGGAGGAAGGCCCAGCUGUACGCAGAUUGGCGGAAGGAGGAGUUCCAGGAAUGGCCUGUCACUCUGGAUCCAGCAUCUGCCCAUUCAAACCUUGUCAUCUCUCAUGAAAAGACAAGUGUGACCUUGAAGGACUCCUGUGUGACCUCUGGAGAUACCUGCAGUGUACUGGGCUUUGAGGGCAUCACAUCAGGGCGCUGUUACUGGGAGGUGGAGAUCAGGGAUGGAGACCAAAGCGAGUGGGUGCUGGGGGUCUGUAGGGAAGAUGUGAACAGGAAAGGCUGGUACGUAGAGUCCCCAGAAAAGGGGUUCUGGGUUGUGGGGAGGUUUGAAAGAGGAUAUUGUGCCUGUACUACAAAGCAGACUGUGCUAUCCUUCAUGCAGGCUCCCCACCCCAGGCUUAGGAUGGGGGUGUUUCUGGAUUACCAGGAAGGGGACGUGUCCUUCUAUAACAUGGCUGAUGGCUCCCACAUUUUCUCCUUCCCUCAGGCUUCCUUCUCUGGGACCCUCUUUCCAUACUUAAUGAUUAUUUCAGGAGACGUGUCCCUGACCGUGUUCUCCAAGGAGGGAGGGUCUGAGGGGCUCCCUGCUGCCCUUAGCAAUCCUCCUCUGGAGGAGCCUGUGAGCCUCCCAGGGGUGGGGUUCAGCUCAGGCUCCAGCACUGAUGGUGUCCCUGGGGCCGAGUCUCCAUUGCUCCCCUGCAACCCCGAGGCUGUGUCCCCAUAGGGCCUGUCACUGUCCUGGACCCUCGCUGUGGCUCUUCCUGGAGCUUCAGACCCCAUGUGACAGAGCCCUCUGAGGUAUAGCCUGGAUGGCUGGGGGUCUCGCCCUCCUGCUCUGGAGACAGGUUCUUGGGUUUGUGGUUAUGAGAAUUUUCAGUUCAUGCCAUGUGCUCAGGUAAUAGAUUACAAAAGUUGACUCUUUGAGCUGGUUUGGGGGUAGCCUGAAGUUUACUAUGGGACAUUGUUUUUCUUUUAGUAACAAAAUAUAUUUCAUGAAGUUUUUAUACUGUAUGGAUAUGCUAAAUGAUGAGAGGUUGAAUUACUCUGCAGACUAAAGUCAUGUUUUUGUUGUUGUUUAGUU